AUGUCGGCCACGGAUUCAUCUGCAAGUGCUAUACCGCCAUCCACCGAAUCGGUCACCACUUCUCCGCCCGCCCCGAAGGUCCACGACAAAUGGGGCGACACCUCUUGCGACACCAUACUCUGUAGCAGCGAUGGCGUUCAGUUCUAUGUCCAAUCCUAUAUGCUGAUGACGCACAGCGUGGCUCUGCGAGACAUGCUUCAGACGGUUCCCAAACCCGUGCCCGACGACGGUGCCCCUCCCCAGCGCAAAAUUCCCUUCUCCGAUCCCGAGAUCGAGGACUCGUCUGCUAUCGCUUUAUUUUUGUCUGCUACGGAGCUGGAACCCCUGCUACCUAGGGUCUCAUCGUUCUCCCACAGCUUGAUCCCUACACUCGAAUGGACCUUGCGCUUUGCCCGCAAGUGGGACUGCCCCAUUGCCCUCCGAGUCAUCGAGGACUGGCUUUGUGCUCUGGCUUGUACCACCAACACCAUCAUAUCUCUAAAAUUCUAUAAUCCCCUCGACCUCUUUGUUCUGUCGAGUCUGAACCAAAUGCCGAUACCCGCGAGUAUGGUGAUCCAGCACUUCAAACCCCACAACUCCCAGCACCCCAGUUCACCACAGGACUGCGCUCAAUAUAGCAUUGUCAAACGAUUGAGACGCUGGGGCCGCUUGGGAUGUGCUGAUUGGCUAAGUCCCAGGAAUUUCGAGCGUCGCGCUUGGGAGAGCAUUCCAGGGGAUUUCCUAUGGGCGCUGCACCACUGUCGUAGGGGAACCGCUGAGGGAAUGCAUCGAGCAAAGGAGUUUCUGAGGCUUAUUGGGGACGAAAGAUGGAGCUACAAGGUAGCGGGUACCAUCGGAGACGUCAGGCCGUCGCUUCCAUCCACACCCGAUCCGGAUAGAGCUCCAUCCAUACAUACACAAUGGAACGACAUUCAUUGUGAUACUGUGUUGAUCAGUAGCGAUAACGUCAAGUUCUUCAUAGAUUCGUACGCUUUCUGCGGUCAAAGCUCUCGAAUCAAUGCCUUGUACAAAGAAGCUAUGGCCUCUUCGCAUUCACCGCAAUCCCCUACAGAGAUAGCCCUCAUUGGCCCCCACGGCGAAAGCAGCGGUGCCAUCGCCGUUCUCCUCUCCGCCUUGAACCUCAAACCCAUCACCGACGUCCUCAAAGCCCACAAAGCCACAUUCAUCUCUGCCUUCAGCGGUGCUCUGCGUUUCGCGCGCCAGUACGAGUGCAGGAUGAUCCUUCGUGUCAUGGAGGACUGGCUUUGCUCUAUGGCUCUCAAUUCGGAUGAGGGGCGCCAGUUUUUCCAGCCUCUGGAUUGCUUUGUCCUCGCAGCGCAGAACGACAUGACCCUUGCGGCUAGCAUGUUGCUUGAGCACUACCGACCCCACCCACACCCCACAGACGACAAAGCAUCAGCAUCAGCAGCGGCCGUCAAUUGUAGGCCGGCUGUCGUGAGCACCGACGAGAAUAAUACCCAAACACCUCGGUGGGGACGUUUGGCAUGCCAGUGCAAGCUGAACAUAGACCACCUCCAAAAGGGAGCUUGGGAGGAGAUACCGGGCAAAUACCUGUGGGCGCUCAUGAAAACGGAGGAUGUAGAGCAAGGUCAGGCAAGGAGUAAGGCGUUUUCAGAUCUUUUGGGGGGUGGAAAGUGGCAUUUCGAUACCUCAUUCAACGCCAUUGUGCAGUUCAGCCCAUACGCCUCGGUACGUACAUACUCGACAUGA
Messenger RNA from Cryptococcus wingfieldii CBS 7118, 1710 nucleotides. RefSeq lists its product as hypothetical. Bases 1 to 1710 code for a protein of 569 amino acids. NCBI's taxonomy places the organism in Eukaryota, Fungi, Basidiomycota, Tremellomycetes, Tremellales, Cryptococcaceae. The record is from RefSeq and is a predicted model, not a curated record. The transcript is spliced from 4 exons.